UCACGGAAUCACGACAGAUUUUUUUUCACUCUAUUGUGACUAUUUACUUUUACAUGACUCUUAUAUUUGAAUCUUUCAUUUGUUAUUUUAGUUAUGGAGUCAUAGGUCUUUUAUGUUCACAAUAUUCAUGGUCUUUAUUGUUUAUUCAAAUUCAGCAAUAGUUGUAUAUUUUCCUGUGUUUCCUCAGUACAUAGGCAUAGAGUGUGUGUGUGUGUGUGUGCGUGUGUGUGUGUGUGUGUGUUUGCGUUUGUAUUCAUGACAUCUCAGGACAAUUUUAUGAUAACACACCUUCACAAUGAGGACCUGUGGAAAAAUGAGGACAUUUUUCGCGUCCUCAUAUUUCCACGCAGUCUACACUACUCUAGAGCUCACGAGGAUACUCCCACACCAAAAAUAAGUGAUGUCCUGAAAGAGCACAAUUUUCAGAAAUUGUGUGUUUAAGUGUGUUUAACUUUCGACUCACUUUUCAUUUGGAAAACUAGUGGCCAACUUCGGUACUUAACACACUUUUAACACACUUUCAGUGACGUCAUUGCGCAGGACCUCAAAUGUCAUCUUUUUCGGACUGACUCACACAUUUUCCCCGCCCUCGUCCUGAUAAGUCACAUCAAUUAGCAGUCACACAAAAUCCAACAUGUGAAGCAGCCAGACAAUCCUACUCUCAAACACGACCACGCGUGGAUGACCAUCGGGUAAGCAAUUCCUUUUCAUUUAUCUUACCGUAACAUAGAAGUUGUUCAAUAUAACUGUGUUUAACAGUGCCCACCAAAGGUAAUAUCAUUCAAUAAGACAGCUAGCUAGCUAGCUAGCUCGAUCGUUAGCAUGCUAAUAAGCUUCCAGUAAAAGUAAUGUGGACAUGUCCUGCAGGCAAGGUUCUGGAAAACUUUUCUAAAUCUUUAACAACACAGUCUGUGGAACUUGGUUUUGGUACCAUAUGUUUAUUUCAGUGCAGUAUUUGUUUUAUUCGAUUGCAGUUAAUUUAAAUUGGUUAGUACAGGUAGCCUAAUGAAAGUGGGCCAGGCACUUCUAGCAUUUACGCUAAGCCCGGUGUAUUUACACUGUUUAUUCUUGUGCUGAUUCAAUUGUACACCGUUUCAAUGAAAAAAACAAACAAACGUUUGCAAUGAAAUUAUAGCAGAAUUCAGCUUUGUUGGUACAUUUGGUCAAGACAAUAUUGUGUUACUCUAUUUUAAUUUUACAUUGUUAUCUGCCUGACAAAUGGUUUGCCCGAAUCUAUUAGUCUGACCAGCAAAUGUUUGAUGAAAUGAAUUUUUGUAUUUUUGAGGAAGAAAAUAAUAUUCCUUUGGCUCAGUACUUUUUGAGCCAAAAUAAGUGCUGCCAUAAUAUUGUGCUUGCUUGUCUGGCUGACUUCUUCUCACUUUCCAUUGUAGAUGUUUACUGGUGGUGAUAAUGUCACAAAGAAGAACCAGACUGAGCCCUGAAUCUGAGGCUGCUCCUUUUAUCUGGAGUCAACAAGCCUUGUUUGAAAGCCCAGUGGAUCAAUGAUUAUAAAGACACCAAGUGACGGGAUCUUGACUGAACCUUCUGGAGACCAAGAAGGGAGUGAGAGAUCCACUUCAUCCUUACAACAGACACCAAGUGACCUGACUGAACCCUCUGGAGACCAUGAAUGGAGUGAGAUAUCCACUUCAUUCUUACAACAGACACCAAGUGACCUGACUGAACCCUCUGGAGACCAUGAAUGGAAUGAGAGAUCCACUUCAUUCUUACAACAGACACCGAGUGACCUGACUGAACCCUCUGGAGACCAUGAAUGGAAUGAUAGAUACACUUCAUCCUUACAACAGACACCAAGUGACCUGACUGAACCCUCUGGAGACCAUGAAUGGAGUGAGAGAUCCACUUCAUCCUUUCAACAGACAUCAAGUGACAGGUACCUGACUGAACCCUCUGGAAACCAAGAAUGGAGUGAGAGAUCCACUUCAUCCUUACAACAGACACCAAGUGUUCCGAUCCUGAUGAAACCUUUUGAAGAUCAAGAAAGGAGUGGAAGAUCCACUUCUUCCUUACAACAGACACCAAGUGACCUGACUGAACCCUCUGGAGACCAUGAAUGGAAUGAGAGAUAAAUUCUCAAAAUUCUCAAAUUUUCAAAAUUCUCAUUAUUUCCUGGAAUAUCUUAUUUUGAUUAUUUUAUUUUUCCAUUUUUAAUAAAUAAUGCCUUCUUUUACAGGUGGGAAUAAGAGACGCACGUGGACAGAUUAUGAAGUGAAGGCUGUUGAGCGACAUAUGUUUGAUUUCAUAACAAGCCAUAAAGUUUCAGGUAAAACGA
Hippocampus zosterae (dwarf seahorse) is the source of this 2293-nucleotide messenger RNA. RefSeq names its product cell surface glycoprotein 1-like. The transcript is spliced from 9 exons. Lineage: Eukaryota; Metazoa; Chordata; Actinopteri; Syngnathiformes; Syngnathidae. The coding region runs from base 1503 to 2090 and encodes 195 amino acids. The record is from RefSeq and is a predicted model, not a curated record.